GAGACGCCGUGCUAAAAGUUAGACCCCCCUGGCAUUUGUAGAGAGCGCUCGACGUCUCUGCCUUUGGGUUUGUUGUGACCCUUUUAUUAUUUCGCCGGCAACGAGUGUUUUGUUUAUAUAUCUGGCGCCCGUUAGAGAUUCAAAUGACCAGCUGUUAAUCGAAACAAUCUAGCUAUCCAGUGCUCCAGGUGUCAGAAGUAGUUGUUAAUUGAUUAUAUGAAUGUUGCAUUUGCAGCUCCAACACUUGUUGGCGCAACACGAACUCGCAGCGAGUUUCCAGUUGCAAAGAGCGAGCGACAGCAGCAACUUCUUCGUGCACGGCAGCAACAAGCGCCUGAAAAACCAGUUAAAUUAAUGAAUAAUUGUUAUAAAAGCAGUGUCACAAAUUGAACAAAGCAUUUUCUAACAGAAUUCAGCUUCUAUCGAUGAAAUGAAUACGCGCCGUAGACCAAUUCCUCCAUCACCGAAUAUUUACGCCACCAAUGCAAAAAUCUGCCAUUUGGUGGCUCAACAUCCUUGUCUUUACGAUCGAUCAGAUGACAACUAUAUGCGGAAAUCGACUGUAAAAAACGCCUGGAAGGAAAUAUCCAAAGAAAUGCGAAAUUCGGUAAAAAGCUGCAAGGAACGCUGGCGCAACAUUCGCACCAGCUACGCCCGCUCUAUAAAGGUGCACCACGGUGCGAAUACGUACUAUCUCAAAAGCGAACUGAAGUUCCUUCAGAAGCACAUUACUCCCGGAGUUCCCGUUCCGCUAAGAGGUCGCCGCAUAAGGGCCAGGGGUCAGGAGGAGCAGGACCAAGAUGAUGAGGAGCACGAACCGCCUGUGGAGGCCUUCCUCGAGAUGAAGCAAUCGCCGAGCAGUCCGGACACGGAGCAUGCGCAGAGUCGCGACAGCUUCGACACCGAAUCGGAGGAGUCCGAGGAUGAGAAGGGUUCCUGGCAGGCAAUGGCCAAAAAGCGUCUGUGUUUGUCCAAGGAGAGCAAAGAGGAGGCCAAGACACCCCACAACGGUGAAGCAGCGCAUGUAAUUGAUUUCGAUGACGCAUUCCUGCAGGGCCUGCGCCCCGAAAUAAAGCAAAUGAACUUCCACCAAAAACUUUACUUCAAGCGCCGUGUUUACGAGCUGCUCGGCGAGAUAUUCCAUUCGGAGGAGGCCGCCUCAACCAGCCAACCGCCGCAGCCGCAUUUUCCGGAAAAGGUCAAUGGGAAGCUAUCCGCAACCUCAACCCCACCCGCACCUUCACCCUCGUCUUCGAAUCCUCUGCAGCAUUUGGGACUCACAUUGCAACUGCCAAAGUUGAUGGCCAAGUCAGCCAAAGAUGUCUAACUUCUGAGGCUUAAUCGACUGAUUUCGAAUUUAUGUACAGUGCAUAGGACCAAUAAUAUUUUAAGUUGUGUUAAAACAUGAAGCAUGUAUUAACUACAUGAAGCAGUUAAGACGCGAAUAUGAAGUUUAUAUAAACAUAAAUAAAACGAUUUUAUAAAAUAAAAA
This is a messenger RNA of Drosophila elegans, 1492 nucleotides long. RefSeq lists its product as uncharacterized. The record is from RefSeq and is a predicted model, not a curated record. Gene Ontology annotation, cellular component: transcription regulator complex; nucleus. Gene Ontology annotation, molecular function: DNA binding. NCBI's taxonomy places the organism in Eukaryota, Metazoa, Arthropoda, Insecta, Diptera, Drosophilidae. The coding region runs from base 431 to 1327 and encodes 298 amino acids. Gene Ontology annotation, biological process: regulation of transcription by RNA polymerase II. The transcript is spliced from 4 exons.